Paramacrobiotus metropolitanus is the source of this 3603-nucleotide messenger RNA. Its product is annotated as polyadenylation and cleavage factor homolog 11-like. The record is from RefSeq and is a predicted model, not a curated record. Lineage: Eukaryota; Metazoa; Tardigrada; Eutardigrada; Parachela; Macrobiotidae. Gene Ontology annotation, biological process: termination of RNA polymerase II transcription. The transcript has 13 exons. The coding region runs from base 256 to 3306 and encodes 1016 amino acids. Gene Ontology annotation, cellular component: mRNA cleavage factor complex; cytoplasm. Gene Ontology annotation, molecular function: mRNA binding; RNA polymerase II complex binding.
ACGACAGCUGGCAAAACUGAGUCCGUCAGAACUCAAACAUUUGCCAUUUUGAUAGCUGCGAACUUGAUGGUGCGAGGUACUUCAUCAUCUGUUGAUCGCUAAAUUUUGUUGAAUUAACGUGUCCAACUCGAAUAAUUUGUAAAUCUUUCGGCCCAGAAACAGUUUCUUUGGUCUAUUUUCGCAUUUGUAUGAAGGACACAUCAGACAUUGGAUGAAAGUUAAGGAACUUAACGUUACCAGUUCCUGCUGGAAAGGAUGGUGAUAAUGAUGACGCCUAUGGCUUCGCAUGACAGACAGGACCCCGAUCGGGCCAUGUUUCAAGAAGUCCGGGAUUCAUACCAUGAAACUUUAACGGACCUGGACCGAAACGACAAAUACAGGAUCAACAUGCUGACCAUGUUGGCCGAGGAGAAUUUCCGUUAUGGAGCGGCUGUUGUAGAUGCCAUUGAAAGGCGUAUCGAACAGGUCUCGCCUUCCCUAAAGCUGGUCUUGCUUUAUGUGAUUGAUUCCAUUCUCAAAAACAGUAAAGGAGAUUAUAAGCCGCUUUUCCGGCCGUACUUGGUGAAGAUGUUCACAAGUAUAUUCAAACAGUCGGACGAACGUAUCAGGUCGUCUAUGUAUAAAGUACGUUGUACAUGGAAUCAGUUGUACGAACCGUCGUACCUUCAGUUGCUGGAUGAGAAAGUUAAUGAAAUUGACCCGAAAUGGCCGGUUAUUAUGGCUCCACCAGUUGUACCUCCCGUGGCCAAACUUCAGGUCAUCGAAAAUUCCUCUCCAGCUGUUGUUGUUAACGGUGUACCGGCGCCUGCCAGCGCGGUCCCGGCUCCGGUGCCGACAAGAUCAAUAACACCCCCUUUAAUGAAACCAAGCCCAUUCCACACCUGCCAUGGUGAAGCCGUACGUAACGAUACCGGCCGCGUUCCCAGUAUGGAGUCUCCGCAAAGUUCUCAGUCCUCAGACGGAUCCGAAUCACCUGAAAAGGCGGCGAAACCUUCGGCACCUGCUCCCCCACAGCCCUCCGCCCUGAAAAAUCUCCCACGCAUUCCGAAGAAGCCCGGUGUUAAGGACAGCAUGAAUACGGAUGUCGCUCGACCGGCGCCGCGCGGGGCCAUCCCGAGCCCGGCUGGGCUGGCCGCACGUGGGCGAAGAGGGCGUGGUGCUUCUCAGCCCGUUGUUGUGAAUAAGGAGAAACGUUCUCUGGACCAGGCCAAUAACGGAUCAACGGAUGGAGUGCCGCCGAAAAUCAAAAUCCCGAAAAUCAUUCACAGUCAAAGAGACGCAUCGGAACCACAAGAGAAUCACGAGAACUUCGCUGAUGGACCCACAGCAGCGCCACUUAUUCCCCGUCCUGGGACCCGCGGUGCUCCCCGCAUGGUCAUGCGUCCCCGGGGAGAGCUUCGCGGUGCACGCGGCGGUCGCCCUCCAUAUGCUCAUCCAACGCGGCCGCACUUCGAGCGACCAGAGACCGGAUGGCGCGGACAUCACCCUGAUAACCGCAUGACGCAGCCGCAUCAUCUGGACGUGCCCAUUCGGCCGCCGGUGGGACCGCUACUGCCCACACCGCGACCCACAGAGUCUGACGUAUACGACUCGGAGAAAACGGAGAUCGAGGGAAAGUUACAGCGGGGACAUAUCAAUUUUCAAGACUACCAGAAGUUACUGGUAAAGUUAAAAGAAGACCACGAGCUGCGCUCGUUAAAGAACGCCAUUAGCCGCUCACUGCCGGGACCUCAUCCUACUGAUCUACCAAGUGCUAGUAAUAAUGAUUUUAUAUGUCUCGGUGACAAUAAUGAACUGUAUGAGGUGCGGUGGUUUCGUGGCCGCACGGUUGUGAUAAUGAAUGGGUUAGUUUUUGAUAUCAGUUUUAAAGGGAAUGACGUUCUUUUUAUACUUGAUAAUCACGUGUCAACCGCCAUACCCUGUCAGUUGAAUGAACCGAAGCGAUUAUUUUUUGGUACUGGAUGGCAUACAAUAAAAUUGGGUGGUCCGAACUUUCAAUUGGUAAUAGACGGUGUACCAUUUCGUGUUGAGUUCACGCCAGAGCCAGUAGCAAUUACUGUUGAUCACCAACAACACUGGGUACGGCUGCAAUCUCAAGAAAUGGGAGGACGUCCGCCCAUAGUGGACAUUGGGUCAAUCCCAUUAAAUGAUGAAGUUUUCGGUGGAGGGGUAUCCGAAGAAGAGAAAACGAAAGAGCCGAUGCCAGAUAUCGCCAAAAUUCUGGCAGUUAUUGCGCAGUUGUCUAACGCACCAGCCGCGAUAGCAGCAGCACCGGAAACUCAGCCACCGACGCCUCCUCAGCCUUCCAGUUCCGAUAGUUCAAUGGAAAAGCCGAAAUCACCGGAAGCUUUUGACUUCGAGAUCUCGUCCGACUCGAUUGCUGGCGUAUUGAGAAGCAAUAUGUCGAAAUCAGAGUUUGUUCGGCUACCUCUGCAGGAAAACGUGGUUGACCUGAAAAACUGGAACGAAACCGGCGAGAUGAACGAACGUUUUAACCAGUAUUAUCUGCCAACACUCGAAAAACUUGGACUGAAACUGAGCAGAAAUGGGUGUUGUGGACUGCGUUUUAUGGCGUCAGAAAGUGAAGCCGCGAAAUGGGAUCUGCUGAUCCAUGAUGGAUGGAAUAAAAAGGACCAGGUUGACACUGGAGAUUGGGAUAUUGACGAAAAUGCAUUUGUCCACGACAAGGCCUUCUUCGAAUCUGAUGAUAAAGUUAUAGAGAGCAUGUUUAAGGAUUUUGUAAGAUCACGUCUGCCCGAAAAGGCUAACGAAAUUCUGGAAAUACCGGAAAUUCCCGCGGUCACUGAUGAUGCGACGGUAGUUGUUGCCGAAAGUGUCGACGACAAUAUCGAAUUAAACCCCGUUGCGAAAUCGAGAAUAAAGGUUAAUUGUGAUCUUUGCUUGGAGCAACUGCAUGAUGAAUAUGUGGAUGAAGACGAGGAAUUCAUUUUCAAGGACUGUGUCCGAGUGAAAAAUCCUUUAGAUGGAACAGAAAAGAUUUUUCAUCGAGAGUGUUACGAGGAAAGUAAGCGAAAAUCCGAAGAAGACACCGUCGUCAUUUCUAAACCAAGCAGGUGGAAGACUGGUGUAAUAACGGAGCAGACCCCAGUAAAGGCGGACAGUGUGCAAUCUGGACCGUUACCGAAGUCCAAGUCUGGAACCGCAAUUUCCGAGAUAUCGAAGACGAAGGCGGAAUCGGUCCAGUCUACCUUAAAUGAUUUGGAAGAAAAGUUUGUGAUUAUGUUUGAGGAUGAUGAUGAAGAUGAAGGAGAGGAAUCACAGGAUCCGGAAGAGAAUACCGAGUAACUUUAGUUUAGUCAUAAGUGUUUUGUUGUCAGGAUUGGGAUUGGUAGUUAAUAUAAUUGACCUCUUGAUGCUGGAUACCUUUGAUAUUGUACUUUGUAUUUCCUUGCUACCUUUUCAUUUGAACAUUUCCGCGGACCAGAAAUUUCACUAUGAUACUGAUGGACUCAGGGCGAUUGUCUUUGUAUUCAUGGUGGUUUACGUUCAUUUGGUGAGAUGACGCAGUUGCAGGCCUUAUUUGUUUUAGAGAGGAUUUAUUCGAUAUUUCAUUUGGAAAUUAAAGUUUCGGUUGUUGCAGAA